AUGGCGGCUCCCAAGGCCGCGGCCCAGGACAAAGUCUUCCGUACAGCAGGGCUGCUUAAAAAGGGCGAUCCACGGCCGCUUCCGCCCAGCUACCGGAAGUUUCCGUUUGAAACCGAGGCGGUAGACCUGGCGGGCUGCGUGCCGGUUGCAGCCGAGUGUCUUCUGAGCAAGGGCGACGAGGACUACAAGCAGGAGGAGCUGGCACCUGGGGCCCAGCCGUGCUGCCCAGUUACGAUGACCAGUGUGGAUAAGACCGUGUACUGCUUACAGGCUCCCUCUAUGCCGAGCGACAGCCUGCCCGCAGACACACAAACUCAAGGCACUUCUAAGAAGAGUCUAUUACCUGUAAGGUCCAAAGAAGUCCUUGUUUCCAAACAUCUUCAUUCAGGAGGGCUAGAGAAUGAUGUUGCAAAAAUCACCAAAUCAAGACGAGAGAAUAGGCAGAUGAAGGUUGCAGACACUGCCAACAGAAGGAAUGUCAAAAAGGGCUUCAAACCACCGUGUAAGCAAAAAUCAGAGGAAGAGCUCAAGGAUAAGAAUCAGGUCUUAGAGGCCAUCAACAAGCAGUUGCACCAGAAGUUGACUGAAACUCAGGGAGAGCUGAAGGACCUGACCCAAAAGGUAGAGCUGUUGGAGAAGUUUCAAGACAACUGUCUGGCAAUUUUGGAGAGCAAAGGCCUCAUCCCAGCUUUAGACAGUGAGACCCUGGCAUCACAGCAAGAAGCCACGACCGAUCACACGGACUCUAUGUUGCUGUUAGAAACUUUGAAAGAUGAACUGAAGCUUUUUAACGAAACAGCCAAAAAACAGAUGGAGGAGUUACAGGCCUUAAAGGUAAAGUUGAAGAUGAAAGAAGAAGAAAGGGCCCAAUUCCUAGAACAACGUCCUUUAUUUAACUGUCAACUAAAUGAUUUUACAGCAACUAUUAAGGAAAUGGAGCAGCUAUUGGAAAUGUGAUAAAAAGCAAGUGGCUAGAUGGCUGCCUCUUGGGAAUAAGUUCUCAGAGGAAGCCAUAGGACAUCUUGGCCAUGAUUUUCUGGGACUCACCAUCUCCAAAGUGAAAAC
Molecule: messenger RNA, 1065 nt
Organism: Otolemur garnettii (small-eared galago)
Lineage: Eukaryota; Metazoa; Chordata; Mammalia; Primates; Galagidae
Gene: KNSTRN
Product: kinetochore localized astrin/SPAG5 binding protein
Exons: 9
Coding region: 1-957 (318 amino acids)
Biological process (GO): spindle organization; mitotic sister chromatid segregation; regulation of attachment of spindle microtubules to kinetochore
Cellular component (GO): microtubule plus-end; kinetochore; centriolar satellite
Source: RefSeq, a predicted model, not a curated record